Nezara viridula (southern green stink bug) is the source of this 1943-nucleotide messenger RNA. NCBI's taxonomy places the organism in Eukaryota, Metazoa, Arthropoda, Insecta, Hemiptera, Pentatomidae. The record is from the annotation of a GenBank genome assembly.
GUCAGUACGUGACGUCGCGGGACACCUGUUGCGUCCAGAACAAUGGUAGGAGUCAUGAAUGAAAAAGAAGUGGCUGUAGGAGAUCGUGUGCAGGUGGGAGAAGAUAGAGGAACCGUGCUUUACGUUGGCCCUGUUCCUCCUACAAAGGGCACUUGGCUGGGAAUCGACUGGGAUGAUCCUCUGAGAGGGAAGCACGAUGGAAUCUAUGAUGGAACUCGCUAUUUUCAAGCCAGGUAUGAAACCUCUGGCUCACUAGUAAGGCUUGAAAAAGUUCAACAUGGACAGAGUAUUAUUAAUGCGAUUCAAGAACGCUAUGGCGGUAGCGGACAAAUCAUGGACUCAAAAGAACUGGAGGAAAUUCAGCGAGCGAUAAAUGCACCUCUCUUUAUGAUGGUUGGAUUUGACAAAGUUAGUGAAAUGCAAAGUUCAUUUGAUACCCUGACAGUUGUUGGAUUGCGUGAGCAUAGGAUAAGUAAUGCUGGUGAUCCUGGACAACUGGAAAAGAUGUGUAGUAACAUUGUUGAACUGGAUCUUUCCAGAAAUCUUCUUAAGUCUUGGUUGAACAUCUAUGAUAUCUCAUCACAGCUUCCAAAGUUAAAGUUCCUUGAUGUGAGUGAAAAUAGACUGACUUAUAAGGACUGCAAUCCGAGUGAUUUAAAAGAUGGGUUUAGCAAUUUAGAAUUUUUGGUCUUGAGUAAAAUGGAGUAUUCUUGGGAAGACAUCUUGAAUUGUGCUGUUAUGUGGCCAAACAUUCAGAGGUUCCAGAUUUCGUUUAACAAAAUAACUUCCUUAUCAACACCACCUCCUGGCAUUCUCCACAAUUUGAAAAUAUUAAAUAUUGAAGGAAAUAAUAUCUUACAUUGGUCUGAAAUAGAAAAAUUGGGAACAUUACCAAGAUUGGAAAUUCUAAAUGCAUCCAAUACUGGUCUUACACAUAUUUCUCUACCGACUCCUAAUACAUUAUUUACUUCCUUAAAAUAUGUUCUGAUAUCAGGAAAUUUCAUAAAUAACUGGGAAAGUAUCAGUGAAUUAGAUAAACUUCCACAAUUGGAGGAGCUCCGUUUGAGGGACAAUCCUGUACUGGACGGAAUAUCGAGGGAGACUGUUAGGCAGAUCAUCAUAGCAAGGAUCGCCAAGCUCAAGCAUCUCAAUUCCCAAAUAAUUUCGGAUGAAGAAAGGAGAGGAGCUGAGAUAGAUUAUCUGAAACACAACGGAAGGAUGUGGUUGGAAACCGCUGUUGACCCUAAAGGACGGAGAGUAUUCAAUGCACAACAUCCAAGAUAUAAGGCUUUAGUCCAAAAAUAUGGUGAAAUGGAAGAGAGCGAGUUGACGAAUGAGAAAGUAGCUCUCAAAGCUAAUUUAGUUAGAAUUAGGAUCGAGAGUAAGGAUAAUGUUGCCAUAGAGAAACAGUUACCUUUAGAAAUGUCUUUACGCGCCUUCGUCUUCUUGGCACAGAGGCUUUUUCACACUGGCUCCGCUAAGCUCUUGCUUACAUUAGUUAGUUCCAAGAACCCAUUGCUCAAGAUACAACUUGACAACAUGAUGAAGACUUUGAGCUAUUACUGCGUCGAAGAUGGUGAUAUUGUGAAAGUUGAAUGGUGAUUGAGUGUUAUUAGUCUGUAAGAAUUAAGAGUCACUGUGACUGUUGCGAAGCUUGUUUUCAUUGUCGAACCUGUAUCAUAUGAUGUAUAGAGAAAUAUAUUUUUCAUAGAUGGCUAGCUUUAUUUAUUUAAGCUAUAUGAAAUAAAUUUUUUAUUGAUUACCAUUAAGUUUUAAGUUUUUUAUAAUAUAUUUUUUUAAUAUCUAACCAAUGAAUAAUACAUUUAAAAUAUUAAUAGUUAAUUUUUGCAAUAAAACCAUUUAAAUCCAUUUUAUUUUUAAAGGUUUUUUUCAAACCAGAACUGCUAAUAAUAAACAUUUUUUUAAAUUUAUUUAAUAAAUAU